Molecule: messenger RNA, 2945 nt
Organism: Nyctereutes procyonoides (raccoon dog)
Lineage: Eukaryota; Metazoa; Chordata; Mammalia; Carnivora; Canidae
Gene: CUNH1orf159
Product: chromosome unknown C1orf159 homolog
Exons: 10
Coding region: 1258-1935 (225 amino acids)
Source: RefSeq, a predicted model, not a curated record
CCUCAGGGCUGUGGGGUAGCGCGCCGGCUCAGAGAAACCCCAGGUCACACCCGGGUCUUGCGGGCCGGGCUAUGGGGACCCCAGGUCUCUGCUCACCUGCAGCCCUGUUUCUUGGCCACGACACCCCCUGGAGGCGCCCCCGUGCCCUGGACGGUGUGUUGCCGCCCGGGGGACCAACCCCAGCAUCAGGAGGGUCUGAACGAGCCGGACACGCUAGGGGGCGUGGUCAGCCCGGGGGGAGGGGCGGGUGCCGGCAGGUAGGAUAGGUCCCGCCCCCGCCCCUUGAGAGGCUGCCUGAGGUCUUCCGAGCGGCAGAACCGGUCCUGUCAGCCCGAACAAAGAUUCCUUCCUGGGCCCGGCGCUGGCUUCUGGUCAGGACUUGGGCGUCUGCAAGGGCGCGGGGACGCCCGGAGCGCCCGCUACAGAAGGCCUCCCAGGGGACAACGUCUUCACUCCCCCGAAGGAGCCUCUGCUGGGCCGCGGCUGAGGUGACGUCACCUGGCCUGGACCCGGCACGUGACCUAGGUUGUGUGACGUCACUCCUGUCCUCCGUUCUCGCGUCCAGCCUCAGACCAGACCGGAGCUUUCUAUCCUCUAAAACCAAUAGUGUUUGUUCAGCGUCGUCGCCUCGGGGGCAGACUGGCGGUCUUCUCCUCCAGGUAGCCUCCGCUAAGGCAGACUUUGGCCGAAGCCCCAGCGACCCCGCACGUCCUCUCCGGCCCCGCGCCGCCGCUGAUUCCCCGCACAGACUCCGGCGGACGACGCGCAGCCACCUGCGGGCCAGCCUCCCCGGGCUUCCCGGUCUCCUAGCAACGCCAAAGAUGGCCGGCGCGCGAGGACUCUUGGGGAGUGUAGUUCUUCCCCUCUUUCUCAGCUCGGUCCGGGGCCCAACUAUGAGGACCUAGGCGCCCUAGACUACACUUCCUAGGUUGCUCCGCGCGCGCCUCCCACGACCUCGCGAGAACCCAGUGCCGGAACCCAUCUGGAGAGAGGGAGCUCUCGAGGUGAUCGCCGGGAGUUGUAGUUUGAGGUGGGGAGUCGCGCUGCCUGGUACCGGAGUUGAGACGGCAGAGAGACUACAAAUCCCAGGGGGCGCGGCGCGGCCGCCUGGAGGGCGGGGGGUACGAAAGAGGAACGCGAAGGGCGCCGGGGCUUGGGACCAGGGAUCUGCAGUUUCAUAGCAGCCCCGCCCUGCCGGCUAAGCACUGGGUACCCACUCUGGAUGUCUGCAGCUCCCAUCCCAGAGGGCCAGACCCUAUGUUCUGGAAUAUGGCGCUCCAGCGUGCCAUCCUCCUGGCGGGCCUCCUGGUGGAAGUUGCCAGCAAAUCCUCAGAAAGUGUGGGUCAGCAGCCUGAAUGCUGUGUGGACAUGCUGGCCACUAACACCACCUGCCAGGGCACAGGCCUGUGUGGUCCAGGCUGCUACGGACACCAGAAUGAGGACGGCAGUGUCAGCUGCGUCCGCUGCACAAACAGCACCUACGGCUCUGCCUGCAGUGGCCGCCCUGCUGCACCCCCCGCCAGGCCCACAUGGCCUGCUUCCCACCGAGGGGCUGCAUCUCCAAGUUCUGGAGGAACGGUCGCUGGCUGGGGCGCACAGUUCCCGAUGAACAGUAGUGCGGGGAUGCCCGGACAGCCAAAUCUUGGGAGCCCUCAGGUGGCAGCCUCUCUCUUCCUGGGGACCCUCUUCAUCAGCUCUGGCCUCAUCCUGUCGGUGGCUGGGUUCUUCUACCUGAAGCGUACCAGUAAACUCCCCAAGGUCUUCUACGGGAGAGACAAAGCCCCUGCUCUGCAGCCUGGCGAAGCCGCCGCCAUGAUCCCCCCGCCACAGCCCUCAGUGCGGAAGCCGCGCUAUGUGAGGCGCGAGCGGCCCUUGGACAGGGAUGUGGGCCCCGCAGCCAUCUCCUCGGUGGAGGCCCGGGUUAGCAACGUCUGACCCAGGGCCCCCCCACCGCUCCGCACACCGCCUUGGAGAGGACCCAGCGCACAAGGGGCAGGUGCUGCCCAGCAAGGCCUCAGGAUGGGUGUGGGCGCGGCCCCUGGCUCAGCAUGGCGGUGUCCCAGCAAGGGACGCUGGGCGGAAGCUGCCCGAAGGAGCUCCUGCCCCCUAACAGCUGCAAGGCCUGAGGGGCUAGGAGCCAUGGCCAGAGCGUGGCCAGAUGGGGCCUGGGCCCCUGAGGAGAGACUGCUGGGCGGCACCAUGUCUGGCCAAGCAGGGGGCUCGGCUACUCCCCUCGCGGAGCCCAUGGUGGGCAGACACCCCCAGCACCACAGGGCCUCCCGCAUCCCCUCUGGAACAUGCCCGGACAAGGGGAGGUGAGGGACGAGAACUGGCCACUCCAAGGUGGAGGCGCCCAUGGGGCUGUCCCGUAGCCACGACCCCCUGAACCUCCCCCCCCCCAAGCCCAAGACUACACAUUUCCCGGAGCAGCAGAGGCAUUUCCUGUUUCUUCCCAACUUCUGUCAGUUUUAAGCAGAACACUGCUCUCCCCGUCGUCUCUGCCUCGACCUGCUCCCACACUGGGCCCUGUCCCCCAGGAACGGACACGGACCCGAAGCGAUGGGAGACCAAGGCCAGGCCCCCAGAGGGACGUGUCCACCUAGGGCCACGUGUACCUGGACCACUGCCUGGGGAGCCUGGGUCGAUGACCCCGGGGAGGGCUGUGCUGACCAGUGGUCCUGGACCCCCUGCCCUGGGUCUGAGACACGUUUCUGGCACUGGCUGGUUCCCGAGGAGAAAGCAGCAGUCAUGGCAGCUCUCACGCACUGGGCUGGGCCCUGACCUCCCCAGAUUCCAUUGGGGCUGCUACCUCCUCCAGCACCGUGAUGCCCGCCCUAGCAUGGACAGGUUGCGGAUACUUGAACCCACGACGGGCCCAGCAGCUGACAGGGGCACACCAGCUUUAAUCAGUGUCAAUAAACUCUUCAGGGCUUCCCUCCACCGUU